Molecule: messenger RNA, 1002 nt
Organism: Penicillium salamii
Lineage: Eukaryota; Fungi; Ascomycota; Eurotiomycetes; Eurotiales; Aspergillaceae
Source: the annotation of a GenBank genome assembly
AUGUCGUCUUUAAUGUCGCGAAUGUCACUGAAUGAUAUCGAAUUUAGCUGUUCGCGAUGUCGCACGCACAAGAUCAAGUGCACAGGAGAAAAUCCGUGCAGCAACUGCACCCAACGCAACGUGGAAUGCCACUUCCAGAAAGAAACCACCCAUAUUCAAAUCACCCGAAAGCGUCUGUGUGAAUUGCACAGCAAGAAUCGAGAAUUAGAACGGCAAAACAUUGCUCUACAGGAGCAACUGUCAGGCACCAUCAAAGCAACCGCAAUCCCACAGUAUUCUGGUGGGGAAUUGCCUGUCAGUCCAUCGACUGCUGGAAACAUAGAUCCAGAGCCAUUGCAGAUCCAGGACACACCCGAGGAGGCUAACAUGGUGAACCCGCUAUCAUCAGGUCCCCCUGAAUACAUUGCAGAUCCGACAGGGCGGUUCUAUUAUCUGGGGCAUACUUCAACUUGGUCUCUGACUAUAAGACUCUUGAAUCUCACUCACGAGGCAGUAUAUCACUGCCCUUUUCCAAGUACGGCUCAUCAUGGCGAUUCCGUUAUCUACGAUUUGGAAUGGAAUGGGUUGCGCAGCCAGGCCAUUCCCGAUAUCCGCGGUCUCCCCGAGAUAGACCAUGCGCUGUUCCUCAUCAACGCUGCGCAAUUCCAUACUGGAAAAAUCUUUCACCUGUUUGACGAGGAAAGGUUCAUGAAACAAUUUCAUUUCUUCUACGAAAACCCAGCAGAAAACAUUGGCAUGAUGGGUUCAUGGCUCCCGCAUUUCCUAGUCAUCAUUGCCCUGGGCAAGGCGGUCGUUGGAGCGCAAACCCAAGGCAAAUUACCGCCAGGGUCCGAGUUCUUUCGAGCUGCGUUCAUGAUGCUGCCGGACUAUAGCUUUUUGUGGAAAGAUCCUUGCACUUCUGCGGAAAUGCUUUGCGCAUUUGCUCUCUAUUUGCAGUCUAUUGACUGGAGAACCUCCGCACACAACAUGGUAAGCGCCCUGGAAGCCGAAACUUGCAGAUAA